Messenger RNA from Diaporthe batatas, 1245 nucleotides. RefSeq lists its product as uncharacterized. Gene Ontology annotation, molecular function: SNAP receptor activity. Gene Ontology annotation, cellular component: endoplasmic reticulum; SNARE complex. The record is from RefSeq and is a predicted model, not a curated record. The transcript is spliced from 2 exons. Gene Ontology annotation, biological process: retrograde vesicle-mediated transport, Golgi to endoplasmic reticulum. The coding region runs from base 1 to 1245 and encodes 414 amino acids. NCBI's taxonomy places the organism in Eukaryota, Fungi, Ascomycota, Sordariomycetes, Diaporthales, Diaporthaceae.
AUGUCCUCCUUCGACUCGCUGCAGGAACGCCUGACGGCGCUGCAGGAGACGACGGCGCAGGCGAGGGAGCUUAUCGACCGACUGGCCAGCCUAAAGUUCCAACCUGGCUCCGUGCCGCUCACCGCCGGGGAAGGCCCUGGCGAGGACGACGACGGUGUUGCGGCGGAACUGAGCGGCGAGAUCGGGAACAUGCUGCGCGACGAGGACGAGGACCUGGAGCUCCUGGCCGAGGAGAUCACAGACCUGCGCGGCGGCAGCGGCGGCAGCGACGCCGCACGGCAGAAGGAGAGGCUGCGGGAGGGCGUGGCCAGGCUGGAAGGGGAGGUCAAGCGCUGCCGCGCCUCAUUCCACAGGGCGCAGCUCACGGCGAGGCGCUCCCUCGAGGCGGCGCGGCGCCUCGAGCGCGAGCUGUUGUUACGGUCCUACACACGGGCGGCCUCGACGCCCACCCGGUCAGGCGCCAACUCGCCAGCGCCGCCGGCAAUCCCCGCCCCGCGGCGACGCCAGACGCACAAGACCACGCCGGGCUACGGCGACCCGCUGGUGGCCGCGUCGUCGGACCUGACCGUGUCGCUGCGGCGGGCGCACCAGGCCGUCACGGACGAGCUGUCGCGCAGCAUCGCGGUGCACGAGGCCCUGCACGAGUCAACCCUCAAGAUGAAGGCCCUGGGGUCCAACUACUCGCGCAUGGACGACAUGUUGCGGUCAAGCCGUGACCUGGUCGGCGUGCUGCUCAAGAGCACCAAGACCGACACCUGGUACCUGCAGACCACCUUCUACAUGCUACUCGCCACCCUGUCGUGGCUGGUGUUCCGCCGCUUCAUGUACGGCCCCCUGUGGUGGCUCGUCUGGCUCCCCGUGCGCCUUGUGUUUCGCUCCGGCUCCGCCGCCGUGGGCCUGGUCGGCGGGAAGCCUGACGCAACCAUGGAGGUCGGUGUCGCCGGGGCCGGCGCCGCGCAGAGCAUCAAGGUCAUCGGCGUCGGGGAGCAGGGUGCUGUACCUACUGCACAGGUUGGCCAGACAGGCGAGCGUGCCCCUGAUAGCGAGGACGCAGAUCCCGACACCAUGGCCGCCAAGGUCGGCAGGAUCGUUGACAGGAUCGAGGAGCAGGUCGCCCAGAUGGACCGACUUGGCCAGCAACCGGCGGCUGGGGUAGGCAACGAGGCUGAGGGCCUCGAGCCGGCCGCUGGUGGGGACGCGGUUUUUGCCCAGGAAGCUGCCGCGCGGGUUCGGGACGAGCUGUAG